AUGCUCAGAUUAAGCACUGAUAAUCUCUCGGCUGAAAUCAAGCGAUUUUCCAUGUCUCCACGCGGACGUAGAAAGACAGAAGCAACUAUUUCGGACUUUGUGGAAGAAAACAAUGCAGACACUGUAGAUAAUAUUAUUAAUGUUCGAGUUUCAGAUGCCAAAUUUCGUGAUUUAAAAGAAAGUAUACCUAUUUCUAGAAGAUGUAAACAAUUUUUUGGUAUUCGUGAACCGAUGACUCGCCGUGAAUUUCAUAAACAACUAGAUAGGUUAUACAAGUGCUGUUUAAAAGGUGUAAGAGACCUGCAUGAACUUCACUUGCGUCGUUCUUUAGGACUGGAUAUUUUAGAAGACAUUAUAUCAAGAGUAAAUCCUGAGCACAUAAUGAUAUCACAUGUCAUACAUUUAAUUUGGUGCAUUAUGAGUUGUAUACACCAUUUUCAGUUGCGACUAAAAACGUCUGAGACAGGUGUGAUAUCGUGGUCAAGAAGAAAAAAGUCAGAACAUUGUUUAAAAGUAUAUCGAAGAUUAAUAAAAAUUAUUGAUAAAGAUAUGUAUCGCAUUGCUGUGAAUGCCAUUGUGACUUUCUACAGAGAGGGAAAACUUUGGGAAAUAGAGUUUGGUUGCACAGUCCUGAUCGUCGAAAUUUUGGAAAAUCAUGUUUACAUGAGAGAAGAUUUGGAUGACAUUUUAUACACAAUCGAAAUUGCAACCAUAGAAAAUGCCGAAGAAGCCAAGUAUCUUACCAAAGUGUUAUGCGAAAUAAUGAAAAACAUAAAAUGGAAAAAUAUGACUAUGUACCUUAUUGCCAAGAUUUUAACUGUAAUCGAGAGCAGCAUUCAACCCAAGCCACACGAUACUUUCAAUUACAUUUAUCUUAGAAAAGGAUUUGAACUUUGUGUAAAAAAUGCAAUUCGUAAUUUGCACAGCAAGGAUUUGAUUCGAGUUUUAUUCAUAUUGAUGAAUAAAAUGAACUCAAAUAUUUAUAAUAAGGACAUUAUUGUAUGUUUCGGAAAUAUAGCGAUCUUUACAGCACAAAUUUACAGUUAUAGAUCAGGUGACACAUGUUUUUCAGAAGGACCACUGCCAAUAAUUAUUAGUUUAUUCCAGUCUACCUCGCCUAUCGUAGUUUUGUUUGGUUUAAAAAUAGCGCAGAAAAUUUUAGACAGAAUGAAAAACGGAGAGCAUUUUCUAUCGCCCAAGAUAUUUUUUCAAGACUGCGAUUACUAUUUAAAAAUAAGAAGCUGCCGUCAACAGGACAAGAGCUUGUUCAAGCGCAUGCGUCAACUGAUUUAUCAGAUUAUCAUGAAUAGUUUUUUAGUGUCCAAUGAUAAAACACAGUUGGAAAAUGUCUAUAGAACGGUUGCCCUUCUCAUUAUAGAAAUACCUUGUGGAUAUUCCGCUUCAUGUAUCGUAACCAUGGCUAUGAGCAUUCAGGAAUACGCUUUUCGCAUUACGACAAAAGACUUGGUAAGGUCCAUCAUCUACAUGCCACUGUUUUAGCAUUACUAACUCUGGUUUGUUACACUCAUAAUGCCAAAAUAUUUUACCAAUACGUAAGAACUAUUAUCGAACGCAGAGCUGAACUGGCUCCACAUUUAAACCCACCAUUAAAAACUGAAUACGAAUAUGCCCAACACCAUAUUUUAUGGAACAAACCAGAGCUAUUUUUUGAAGAUUGGGAGGCUAGAUAUGGACUUUGGAAAUGCUUUAGAGGACGACGACGUUUAAACAAAAUUUACAGGGAAAACUAUUAUGACGAAAGUAAUAAAUUACUUUAA
Diabrotica balteata is the source of this 1778-nucleotide messenger RNA. The record is from the annotation of a GenBank genome assembly. NCBI's taxonomy places the organism in Eukaryota, Metazoa, Arthropoda, Insecta, Coleoptera, Chrysomelidae.